Molecule: messenger RNA, 1335 nt
Organism: Lagenorhynchus albirostris (white-beaked dolphin)
Lineage: Eukaryota; Metazoa; Chordata; Mammalia; Artiodactyla; Delphinidae
Product: tRNA N(3)-methylcytidine methyltransferase METTL6-like
Exons: 1
Coding region: 356-1207 (283 amino acids)
Source: RefSeq, a predicted model, not a curated record
GAAAUGGCGGGGGCAGUGUCAGGGUAGAAGGACUCCGUCUGAGAAGCCCGAUUCGAGGUCUUCAGGGGCGGUUUGUCCUGUCGAAGGGUCAUUCCGCUGUGGCUCCCAAAUUUUGCUUCCGAGGCUGGCCUGGCUGAGGGCUCAGCGCGCCCGGCCCCACCCUCCAGAACCCCCCAACCGGAGCCUCAUUCUUUUUCCUGCGAAACACCCGAUGCUGCCUGAGGCUUGGACCCAACCUGAGGGACCACAUCUGAGAAAACCCUGCCUGUGUCUGCAGUAUCCGCUUGAAUUCCUCAGGUUGUUCAGGAAUGGAGAAUCUCCAGCAGUGUUAAAUAUAUUACCAUCAACUUAGGAGAUGGCUGCUUUGCAAAGGAAAGGGCUUCAGGCAAGGAUUCUCAGCUCUGAAGAAGAGGAGAAACUGACAAGAGACCAAGCUUUAGUGUCUGCUUAUAAACAGCAAAAACUGGAAAAAGAGGCUCAGAAGAACUGGCACCUUUUUUACAAAAGAAAUAGCACUAAUUUCUUCAAAGAUAGACACUGGACCACCAGAGAGUUUGAGGAGCUCAGAUCAUGUAGAGAGUUUGAAGAUCAAAAAUUGACUAUGCUUGAAGCUGGUUGUGGGGUUGGGAACUGUUUAUUCCCGCUUUUAGAAGAUCCGAAUAUCUUUGCCUAUGCCUGUGAUUUUUCUCCAAGAGCAGUUGAAUAUGUCAAGCAAAAUCCUUUAUAUGACACAGAACGAUGCAAGGUAUUCCAGUGUGAUCUGACUAAAGAUGACCUUCUGGAACACGUGCCCCCGGAGUCUGUGGAUGUUGUCAUGUUGAUAUUUGUGCUCUCUACGGUUCACCCUGAUAAAAUGCACCUUGUCUUACAAAACAUUUACAAGGUAUUAAAACCAGGCAAAAGUGUCUUGUUUCGCGACUAUGGGCUGUAUGAUCAUGCCAUGCUUAGGUUUAAAGCCGGCAGCAAACUUGCAGAAAACUUUUAUGUUAGACAAGAUGGAACCAGAUCGUAUUUUUUCACUGAUGAAUUCCUGGCACGGCUCUUUAUGGACACAGGUUACGAAGAAGAGGUGAACGAGUAUGUGUUUCGUGAGACGGUGAAUAAAAAAGAAGGCCUGUGUGUACCGAGGGUUUUCCUUCAGAGCAAGUUCCGAAAGUCUCUGAAGAACCCAACUCCUGUGACCCCGCGCCUGGGCCACGAGUCCUGACCUUUCACGAAGUUGAUGUCUGUGCCUCCCCUUGAAGAGGAAAGUUUAAAGUCACUAUUUUGUGUACUUUUAUAUUUUAACUUUUUAAAAUGAAUAUAUAUACUUUUUAUAUUAAAAGGUAGCAAGUG